Molecule: messenger RNA, 1217 nt
Organism: Stegodyphus dumicola
Lineage: Eukaryota; Metazoa; Arthropoda; Arachnida; Araneae; Eresidae
Gene: wal
Product: electron transfer flavoprotein subunit alpha wal
Biological process (GO): fatty acid beta-oxidation using acyl-CoA dehydrogenase
Cellular component (GO): mitochondrion
Molecular function (GO): electron transfer activity; flavin adenine dinucleotide binding
Source: RefSeq, a predicted model, not a curated record
AUUAGCGCUUAGAGGCACAGAUAUCUGUCGUCAUUAUUUCUGUUUGAUUAGUUUGUAAUCCGUGGAAGGCUUUGAUCUUUGGUGUGUCAAAUGUUUGCUGUGUAACACUGAAAAAUUUGUAAUAUUUCAUGUACUUUAAAUCAUAUAAUUAUCUUUGACUAUUUUAUCUUAGAACCUGUGGAUUUCAGUGACAAAAAAUGUUUAAUGCAAGCCGUGGAAGACUGAAUCAGUUCAGCGUUUUACUGUUGAGACGGUAUCAAAGUACUCUUGUGAUUGCUGAACAUAAUGAUGGUAAGUUGGUGCCCAUCACUCUUAGUGCAAUAACUGCAGCUAAACAGAUAGGAAAUGAAGUCGCAUUGCUGGUAGCUGGCACUAAAACAGCAUCUGUAGUAGAAGAACUGACAAAGGCAGAUGGUGUAAAGAAAAUUCUUAAUGCAGAAAAUGAAGCUUUUAAGGGUUUAUUACCUGAAAGUUUGACCUCAUUAGUGCUAGCUGCUCAGAAGCAGUUUAAUUUCACACAUAUUAUUGCUGGAGCAUCUGCAUUUGGAAAGAAUUUGAUUCCAAGAGUGGCUGCCAAGCUGGACGUUUCUCCUAUAUCUGAAGUUAUUGGUAUUAAAGAUCCAGACACAUUUAUCAGAACAAUAUAUGCAGGUAAUGCCAUUCAGACAUUAAAAGCAAAAGAUGCCAUAAAAUUACUUACAGUACGAGGUACUAAUUUUGCAGCUUGUGCAUUAACAGGAGGAGGAGUUUCCACUGAGAAUGCACCUGCAUGUGAAAUAAAAAAUGAUCUCUCUACAUGGUGUGGUCAAGAGCUUUCAAAGAGUGAAAGACCUGAGUUAACAAGUGCAAAGCGCGUUAUCUCAGGUGGAAGAGGUUUAAAAAGUGGAGAUAAUUUUAAACUACUGUAUGAACUUGCUGACAAGUUGCAAGCUGCUGGGUGGGCUUCCCUGCGCAGGAGUGGGGAGUGUCCUAAGGAUGCAGGUUGGACAAUGGAAAAUAGUGCACCUGAAUUAUAUAUAGCUGUUGGAAUAUCAGGGGCCUUCACAUGGCUGGGAGGAGGAGCAAAAACUAUAGUAGCUAUCAACAAAGGUCCAGAAGCACCUAUUUUCCAGGUUGCAGAUAUAGGUCUUGUAGCAGACCUUUUCAAAGCUGUGCCAGAAUUGAUUCAAAAACUUGAUCAGUAUACGAAUAAAUGAUGUCAUAUUAUUCUUAAAAAU